AGCAGCUGUAAAUUGAAAGUGAAAAAUGAAGCAAUGUUUGCAAUGUAAAGAGGUUUACUCCCCUCUGAAUCAACGUAGUUUUCACACGUUUCCAAGUGACUGUAAUUUAAGAACGAAGUGGCUGAAUAUUCUCAAUUUACCUAUGUCUUUAGAAGUGAAAUUUAAAUUUAUAUGUAGUGACCACUUCAGUGCAGACAGUUUUCAUCAAUCUGAAGGGCGAAGCCGAAGAAGGUUGCUGACAGGAGCACUUCCAGUUGUACAUGAAGAUGGGAAGACAAUUUGCUUGUCUGAACCUCGUCAUAUUCAACAGGAUCAAUGUGAUGUGGUACUUAGCCCACCUAUGUACAAACAUGUAUCAACAGUUGACGCAUCAAAUGAUUCCCUAGUAGCUGUCACCGAAGGUAGUCGUAGCAGCCAUGAAUCUUUUGAUAAUACAAGGAAAAAUGAUUAUGCUGAUAAUAGUUCCCUGGAAGACUCUAGUAUUACUGUGAUACAGAGCUUAACUACAUUAAAAAAUGCGUCAACAACUAUGAAUAUGCAAGAAAGUAGUUCGAACUAUUUUCCACUUGGGACAAAUACUGCAAGUCAUAGCAACGGAUCAGUUCUCCAAAAUUGUGCUUCAUCAGUCAAUUCUGUAAAUGUUAAAAGUAACUCGAGGAAAAGGAAACUGACAUGUGAAAAUUAUAGUGCACCAAANAAAUGA
Messenger RNA from Copidosoma floridanum, 703 nucleotides. RefSeq lists its product as uncharacterized. NCBI's taxonomy places the organism in Eukaryota, Metazoa, Arthropoda, Insecta, Hymenoptera, Encyrtidae. The record is from RefSeq and is a predicted model, not a curated record.